GGAGGAGGAAGCGGCCAGGGCUAGGUGGCGGCGGCGGCGGCGGCGGCGGUUGUAGGUUGUGCGACGGCAGCUGCUCUUCCCGGGGCGGACCAUGGACAGCCAGGGCAGGAAGGUGGUGGUGUGCGACAACGGCACCGGGUUUGUGAAGUGUGGAUAUGCAGGCUCUAACUUCCCAGAACACAUCUUCCCAGCUUUGGUUGGCAGACCUAUUAUCAGAUCAACCACCAAAGUGGGAAACAUUGAAAUCAAGAAUAACAAAAAGAUGGAUCUUAUGGUUGGUGAUGAGGCCAGUGAAUUACGCUCAAUGUUAGAAGUUAAUUACCCUAUGGAGAAUGGCAUAGUACGAAAUUGGGAUGACAUGAAGCACCUGUGGGAUUAUACAUUUGGACCAGAGAAACUCAACAUAGAUACCAGAAACUGCAAAAUCUUACUUACAGAACCUCCUAUGAACCCAACCAAGAACAGAGAGAAGAUUGUAGAGGUAAUGUUUGAAACUUACCAGUUUUCUGGUGUGUAUGUAGCCAUCCAGGCAGUUCUGACUUUGUAUGCUCAAGGUUUACUGACUGGUGUCGUGGUGGACUCUGGAGACGGGGUGACUCACAUCUGCCCAGUGUACGAGGGCUUUUCUCUCCCACAUCUUACCAGGAGACUGGAUAUCGCCGGCAGGGAUAUCACCCGGUAUCUCAUCAAGCUGCUCUUGUUGCGAGGAUACGCCUUCAACCAUUCUGCUGAUUUUGAAACAGUUCGCAUGAUUAAAGAGAAGCUGUGUUAUGUGGGGUAUAAUAUUGAACAAGAGCAGAAACUGGCCUUAGAAACCACAGUGCUGGUAGAGUCUUACACACUCCCAGAUGGACGAAUUAUUAAAGUUGGGGGAGAGAGAUUUGAAGCGCCAGAAGCUUUGUUUCAGCCUCACUUGAUCAAUGUUGAGGGCGUUGGCGUUGCUGAGUUGCUUUUUAACACAAUCCAGGCAGCUGAUAUUGAUACCAGAUCUGAAUUCUACAAGCACAUUGUACUUUCUGGAGGAUCUACUAUGUACCCUGGCCUGCCGUCACGGUUGGAACGAGAACUGAAACAGCUUUACCUAGAACGAGUUUUAAAGGGAGAUGUGGAAAAACUCUCAAAAUUUAAGAUCCGCAUCGAAGACCCGCCCCGCAGAAAGCACAUGGUCUUCCUGGGCGGGGCGGUUCUGGCAGACAUCAUGAAAGACAAAGACAACUUUUGGAUGACCCGACAAGAGUAUCAGGAGAAAGGUGUCCGAGUGCUGGAGAAGCUGGGUGUGACUGUUCGAUAAACCCGCAUGGCUCGUUCCCGUCACACCACUCACGCUUUCUUUUUUCCUUUAUUGGCAAUCUUUGAACUCAUUCAACUCCAGGACAUGGAAGAGGCGUCUCUGUGCCCUUUGACUGGAGAGGUCAAGUUUGAUUCUGGUGUCUUGGGGAAGCUUUGUUAAACUUUUGUUCCUGUGGGUAAAUCUGGCUGCUUAAUGCAACCGCUUCCCUACAAACAAAACCAGAGGGCAGAGGGUCUCUGCUGCUUUGUUUCUUCUGAGUAUGCGUUUAGAUCACUGCUGUAGCUUCUUAUUUUCACUUUACUGCUCUAAUGCUGCUAGUUUUAGUCUUUAGCACAGUAGGUGGUAUGCCUGAUUAGCAUAAGAACUUUAACGGAGCUUUUACACUUCCCCGGGGUGGGGCGGUAAGGGCGGGGUGGUUGCGCAGCCCUGAACCCCUUGGGGCAUCUUCUCUCUGGUGUGGCGCCUGCAACAGUUAGUGCUGCAGCUCUAGGUACCUUCAAGCUUCUCCUGUUAACAUGUUAGGGCAAUGUUAAGCUCAGAACUAAAGUGUUUUGGGUAGGUUAUUGUGUGGUGGGGCAAUGGGUAGUCUCUCUUGAUGAUCAUUUUUGAGGUUUUUUUUGCAAGUGGGGGUUGUGCAGAACAUGAGCUUUAUUUACAGUACUUCGAUUUGGCAGGUUUUCUUCUUUUGGUCUGCCUGGAACUGUACGCAUAUGAUAUAACAAGUGUAAUAUUUCAUUACCAUGUGGCUUAGGGAUUUUUUUUUAAUUGACCAUGUUAGCUGGGACUAGACUCCAUAGAAUCUCUCAGUGGAAAAGUAACAUUUAAGUAUGCUUUUAAAAAUAAAUAUUCUUUUAUUAAUUCAAAUUACAGUGCUUACGAGCUAGUGUUUUCUAAACGCUUCUGUUUAUUCUGGAAGCAUUAAGGUAACUCAGCACCCAGUACCAUUUCUUGCAAAGAAUUAUUUCGUAUAACUGACCAGUGCUUAUUUAAUAAAACAAGCAGUUACAUGUAAAUGGUUACUGGCAGUGGGUUUUCCUUGUUGGUGUAAAAAUUACAUUGGAAUGUGGGACUUGUUGCCAGUUGUGAUUCCCAUUUGCUUUUUGUUUUGAUUUGAGACCUACAAGCAGAGUAAAAUUUGACUGUUUAAAAUGUUGGCCAAAAACAAGAUUUAAAUGUCUGUACUGAAAACUAACCCUAACUUCUAAUUCUCAGAUGUGUUUUAUGCUUGCAGGAAGAGUGGUUGGGAUUUGUAAACGUCAGCAAACUUUCCUGCCUGUGUCAGAAAAUCCUAUGAAUCUUACCAGUGCUGUUAUCUGAAAAAACAUCAGAUAGUACCCAGACAUGAGUUCUCCCUAAAUUUGAAAAAUAAUAAGAAAUCACAUCAUGCCAAGUGUAAAAUACACAUUAUUUUUCUGUAUUUUAAAACAUUCUUUACUAAAAAUGAGUUUGAAAAGGAAAGCCUUAAUUUUUUGGACGACUGAAAUCAGAAAUUGGCUUGUCUCUUUGUAUGAGAAAAUUAAAAAUUGGUUUAUAUGAAAUAAGCAGCAAAAGAAGUUUAUUUUUAGUUACACAGUUCUGUUAAUACUGUUUUUUGUCUGUUUUACCUCAAUUUGAACACAGAAGUUGGUAUGCAUGCUGGACAUGCUUGGUGAACAGCCCUUGAACAGUGUCAGCUGGAUUUGGGGGCGUGGCUGUCAGAAUCACUUUGGAACCCUAAAGUGUCCCUAACUCAGACACCGUACUUGCAGCUGCUGCAGCCGUUUGAGGCAUGGGCUGAUGCAAGGACACGCGCUGUGUGUAGGGCCCGUGUCUGCUGACUCCUUAGUUCAGGGACGUGGAUUGACUCCUGGCCUUGGGUCGUGACUUUUUGAAAUACAGGAAUAAGAAACAACCAAGAAUGGGAAGAACUCUUAAUAAGAAAACUAACUCUUGUCAUUUGUCCCAUGAAUGUAGAAUUUGUUUUUAUUUUACAAUUGUGCUAAUGAAAUGCAGUUAAAAUGGUAUAUUAAUAUAUGUGUGAUAAUUUAGAAAUUCCAUUUUAUGAUUUCCCUGUCCUAAGGUGAAAUAAUACAUGUCAUCAUUGGGAGUUGGGAGGUGUUCUGUUCAGUUGGAAUUGUCUCCUACAAGUGGGGGUGGUUUCUGUUUUAAAAGAGAUCUGAUUUUUAGCUCCUGAAAACCCAUUGUCACGUAGAUUCCAAUGAUAAUUAAAAUCACCAAUGCCUUGAAGGGUUUCUCAGAAAACAUGGUACUGCCUGUCAGCUUCUGCACAGUUCUGACUGAGCACUGUCAGUGUCUGGAAAGUAUGUUGAAAGAUCGAUGACAAGCUCAGUAUUCUAAAUUGAAUGCAAAUAUACUUCUUACUGAUUCAGAAAAUAAAAUCAGAUUUUUCAAAGUAAA
Molecule: messenger RNA, 3688 nt
Organism: Chinchilla lanigera (long-tailed chinchilla)
Lineage: Eukaryota; Metazoa; Chordata; Mammalia; Rodentia; Chinchillidae
Gene: Actr2
Product: ARP2 actin-related protein 2 homolog (yeast)
Exons: 10
Coding region: 92-1291 (399 amino acids)
Biological process (GO): Arp2/3 complex-mediated actin nucleation
Cellular component (GO): actin cortical patch; Arp2/3 protein complex
Molecular function (GO): actin filament binding
Source: RefSeq, a predicted model, not a curated record